Molecule: messenger RNA, 563 nt
Organism: Micropterus salmoides (largemouth bass)
Lineage: Eukaryota; Metazoa; Chordata; Actinopteri; Centrarchiformes; Centrarchidae
Product: pre-mRNA-splicing factor cwc22-like
Exons: 1
Coding region: 27-563 (178 amino acids)
Source: RefSeq, a predicted model, not a curated record
CAAAAUAAAACCACAAAAAUAAAAAUAUGGAGAUAAAGGAGACCAGAGUCCAGGGACCAGAGUCCAGGGACCAGAGUCCUGGGACCAGAGUCCAGGGACCAGAGUCCUGGGACCAGAGUCCAGGGACCAGAGUCCAGGGACCAGAGUCCAGGGACCAGGGACCAGAGUCCUGGGACCAGAGUCCAGGGACCAGGGACCAGAGUCCUGGGACCAGAGUCCAGAGUCCUGGGACCAGAGUCCAGAGUCCAGAGUCCUGGGACCAGAGUCCAGGGACCAGAGUCCAGAGUCCAGGGACCAGAGUCCAGGGACCAGAGUCCAGGGACCAGAGUCCAGAGUCCAGGGACCAGAGUCCAGAGUCCAGGGACCAGAGUCCUGGGACCAGAGUCCAGAGUCCAGAGUCCAGGGACCAGAGUCCAGAGUCCUGGGACCAGAGUCCAGGGACCAGAGUCCAGAGUCCAGAGUCCUGGGACCAGAGUCCUGGGACCAGAGUCCAGGGACCAGAGUCCAGAGUCCAGGGACCAGAGUCCUGGACUAUGAAGGGAGUUUCACCUGCUCAGGUUUGA